This is a messenger RNA of Actinia tenebrosa (Australian red waratah sea anemone), 1480 nucleotides long. RefSeq lists its product as uncharacterized. The record is from RefSeq and is a predicted model, not a curated record. NCBI's taxonomy places the organism in Eukaryota, Metazoa, Cnidaria, Anthozoa, Actiniaria, Actiniidae.
UGGUACAUCGGGUUAAAAAACAAAAGUAAUGCAUUUAAAUGGAUAAAUAAUAAAAACCUGACAAUCGAGAAAUGGCAACCAAACGAGCCAUCAGGAGAUGGAAUUUGUGCUAUUAUGGCAAAGAAAUACCCAGAUUCGGAAAGAGGAUUAUGGAAUGACCUUCCCUGUAACAAUCCUAAAAGCUUUAUCUGUGAAUAUGAUCAAGGAAAUUACAAGUGCAAUUCUUCGAAAAUAUUCUUUUGCGAACAUAAAACGAAACCAACGGAAAGGGCAGUAACUACAACAGUAUGUACUAUAUCAGAUCCUGAUCCUGAUCGGUUCAACCUACUUUAUGUAGUCAUUGCUUUGGGAAUCCUACUUGCCGGUGGAAUUGUUUUCUAUAUCUACAUAUUUUAUUGUAAAAACAGAAAUUCAGGUUUUUCAAAUGGAUGUCAAGAAUAUAAAACCUUUAAAUUCAAAAAUCGGACUUUGUUAGGACUGGAAGAAGGUGCAACGCCGUUACAAACCGAACCUCCAACAGAAACAGUAGUCGAGGAUGACAGCAACAAAACUGACAGGGAAAUGGAAAUGGAAAUGGAAAACUCGGCGGGACUCGAAAACCCUGCACAAGACGCCCUGACGGAAGAUUCUUUAAACAAGGAUUAUACAUCACCAGUCGACCCCAGUUCCACUUCAACAUAUGCGUCUUUGUAUUCAAGUGUAGAGGUCGAACAAAAGAAACCAGAAGAAAGUGAAGACGUAAAACCACCUAAAGUGCCAAGUCCCCAUCACGAAGUUUCAAGAGAACCGGUGGUCUAUGCCAUGAUUGAUAAGUCCAAAAAGACUAAUAAAAAAAACAGCCAAAUUGAGGUAGUGUAUGCAACGGUGGAUAAAAAACGCAGAGAUACCAAGGUUCGUGUUGAUAUAGUGAUAGAGUCCCGUGUUGCCUGGUUUUGUAAACUUGUAGGGUGAACGUUGAUGCCAGUUGGGUCAACGGAGUAAAUUUGAGAGGACCAAUUUGRCCCCAGAGAGCCAUUUUGGCUUUUUCAAAGUAGUGCUAAUUUGAAGAAGCCAUUUCGGUAUGGGUCUAUCAGUACUGUUUUGGCCCCCUCAACAAGGCCAAAUCAGGGGGAAAAUCCAUAUAAGGGACUAAAACAGUUCCAAAAUCAGAGCUAAAAAAAUUGCCCCUACCGGUAGUGUCAAAAUAGCCCUACUUUAAGGAGGCCACUAUAGGGCCAAAAUCGCCCUAUCCGAUUUACUGUAAAGUCUUUUGUUUUCUUUCGCCUAGGCUCGGUUGUACGAAAGUAGGUAGCGCAAUUCAAUGGAUAAAUCCUUAUGCAGUGGAUAAGUCGAUGCUGUUAUCCAAUGAAAUUAUCCGACGGAUUGCGCUAUCCAACCUUCGUACAACCUCUGGUCCAGCAGAUGGUAGUGUAGGGGAAGUGCCUUACUUAUUUCAUUGGAUGAGUAGUGCUCUAUCUGAGGUGCUUUUGACUGAUUCAAA